Molecule: messenger RNA, 936 nt
Organism: Diaporthe citri
Lineage: Eukaryota; Fungi; Ascomycota; Sordariomycetes; Diaporthales; Diaporthaceae
Exons: 2
Coding region: 1-936 (311 amino acids)
Source: RefSeq, a predicted model, not a curated record
AUGUCCAUUGCCAAUGAGCUCGAGAAGCUGUUCGACCCUGAGAACGACGAGACGUCUUUUCGCCCUGGUCAUACCGCCCACCACACUCUGGACACGCUGCCGUAUCCGGUAGACAAGCCGCGGAAUAAGUCGAGGAGCAUGACCAUGCAGAGACCGGAAUUGGCUCUCGAUAAGUUCUGGGACGAGCUUGACAAGUAUGUCAAGAAGCACUGCUCAGAGGACUGCUUUGAUGCCUGGCAGUCCCAGUGGCCAAGACGAGAGGACCUGAAGAGGACGAAAGAUUGGGGAGAUGCCGAGACGGCUCCACUGGUCGGUCGUCUCGCUGCGGUCAACCUCAAUCUCGGUCACGAGGAGAAAGCGCCAGCAACGGAAGUGGCUCGACCGUCGAAGAAGUCCAAAAAGAAGAAGCGCAAGGCGCCAGUACCGGAAUCCGAAAACAUUGAAGACCCACGGCCAAACGAAGCUGAGGAUGACACUACACAGCCAAAAAAGCCGAGUAUCAGCAUCAGCAAGCGAGCAUGGCAAGUCUUCCAUGAUGGUCUCUCUUUUGUUCCGAAAGAAAAGAAAAAGCCCGCCGAACUUCGAUGGCAAGAUUUCCUUCAUGCAAUGACCUCGCUCGGGUUCAGUGCGACUAAAAUGUUCGGCUCCGUCUGGCGAUUUGAUCCAGGCGAGAGGCACGGUCUGCAGGGCUCAGAGGAACCCAAGGCGAAGUUACAGCCCCGCGAGCUCUUGGAUAAGUGCGUCGAGUCGACAACUCUUCCGUUCCUCCACGUGCACCUGAAGUCCGAUCGGAAGCCACGCCGCGUUUCGGACUGGACCAAACACUCGGAAUGCAGAUGUUCCAUCGGCCCUGGAGAGUCUAUACAACGCUGCGUAAUUGAACAUGAGUACCGGACCGGUCGCAUUGGCGACCAACAAACCACUUUGGUUCCUUGA